AUGACCGAAAUGAGCGAGAAGGAGAAUGAACCGGAUGACGCGGCCACCCACGCCCCCCCAGGGACCGUCUCCGUCCUCCAGGAAACCAAGCUCCAGCGAUUCAAGCGUUCACUCUCCCUCAAGACCAUCCUCCGAAGUAAGAGUGUGGAGAACUUCUUCUUUCGCUCGGGCGCUGAGCUCAAGUGCCCCACCGAGGUGCUGCUGACGCCCCCAACGCCACUGCCCCCUCCCUCCCCACCAUCGACAUCCACAGACAGGGGCCUGCCCACCCCAGCCCCUUCCCCGUGCCCAAUCCCACGCCCCCUGGCCCCACUCAAACCAGUGAGGCUGCACAGCUUCCAGGAACAUGUCUUCAAGCGAGCAAGCCCUUGUGAGCUAUGUCAUCAGCUCAUUGUGGGAAACUCCAAGCAGGGUUUGCGAUGUAAGACAUGCAAAGUCAGCGUCCACCUCUGGUGCUCUGAGGAAAUCUCCCAUCAGCAAUGCCCAGGCAAGACGUCCACCUCCUUCCGUCGCAACUUCAGCUCCCCCCUCCUGGUGCAUGAGCCACCACCAGCCUGUGCCAUAAGCAGAGAGUCCCCACCCACUGGGGCCAGCGGGAAAGUGGACCCCGUCUAUGAGACCCUGCGCUAUGGCACCUCCCUGGCACUGAUGAACCGCUCCAGCUUCAGCAGCACCUCUGAGUCCCCCACACGGAGCCUGAGUGAGCGAGAUGAAGUGACUGAGGAUGGGGAAGGCAGCAUCCGCAGCUCAGAGGAGGGGCCUGGUGACAGUGCAUCUCCAGUAUUCACAGCCCCAGCUGAGAGCGAAGGAUCAGCAGCAGAGGAGAAGAGCCCUGGACAGCAGCCUCCUAAACCCCCCCUGCGGAAGGAUGUGGGGCCCAUGUACUCCUACGUUGCGCUCUACAAGUUUCUGCCCCAGGAGAACAAUGACCUGGCUCUGCAGCCUGGAGACAGGAUCAUGCUGGUGGAUGACUCUAACGAGGACUGGUGGAAGGGCAAGAUUGGUGACCGGGUUGGCUUCUUUCCAGCCAAUUUUGUGCAGCGGGUGAGGCCAGGCGAGAAUGUUUGGCGCUGCUGCCAACCCUUCUCCGGGAACAAGGAACAGGGUUACAUGAGCCUCAAGGAGAACCAGAUCUGUGUGGGCAUGGGCAGAAGCAAGGAUUCUGACGGCUUCAUCCGCGUCACCAGUGGCAAGAAGCGGGGCCUGGUGCCAGCCGACGCCCUGACCGAGAUCUGAUAGGAGCCAAGAGAACCCAGAUGCCAUCCUUGCUUCUGGCCCGGGAGGGGAGCAGGCAUCCUUGUCCACACCCUUUCUCCCUCUGCCUCUCUCCUAGGGACCACUCAAUGUGGCUUAGGAGCCUUCUGCAUUGAUGUUUUGAUUCUUGGCUAGGGUGACCUGAGUGGGUCGAUCCUCUGGGACUUGGUGGGGGAGCGGAGAAAGUGGGAGGGGAUGAGGAAGCUGCAGGUAGGUCCACACAGUGCCCAGGUACCCCCAGUCCAGUUGCAAUGCUGAGUCCAGUCCUGGGGAAAGGUUCUGGGGAACGUCCUUGCUGCUUCUUCCGGAGAGCCUUCCCCCACCCACGCCACCUUUGCAUGCCUGACACACCCAUCUCCCCACAGAGCCUCUGCUUGGGUCUAUGUGUGUGUGUCCAUGCAUC
Molecule: messenger RNA, 1657 nt
Organism: Cynocephalus volans (Philippine flying lemur)
Lineage: Eukaryota; Metazoa; Chordata; Mammalia; Dermoptera; Cynocephalidae
Gene: STAC2
Product: SH3 and cysteine rich domain 2
Exons: 11
Coding region: 1-1236 (411 amino acids)
Biological process (GO): positive regulation of voltage-gated calcium channel activity; positive regulation of protein localization to plasma membrane; skeletal muscle contraction
Cellular component (GO): extrinsic component of cytoplasmic side of plasma membrane
Molecular function (GO): protein binding
Source: RefSeq, a predicted model, not a curated record